This is a messenger RNA of Lotus japonicus, 1926 nucleotides long. RefSeq lists its product as uncharacterized. Gene Ontology annotation, molecular function: zinc ion binding; nucleic acid binding. The transcript has 3 exons. Bases 1 to 1926 code for a protein of 641 amino acids. NCBI's taxonomy places the organism in Eukaryota, Viridiplantae, Streptophyta, Magnoliopsida, Fabales, Fabaceae. The record is from RefSeq and is a predicted model, not a curated record.
AUGCCAUACCCGCCAGCGAGGUUCCUUCAACCCAAGGAUGAAGAAUCACGAGUGUCACCGGUUAAGCACGAGGAUAGUGAAGAGUCCGUCGCUUCAGUGAACGCGGAUGCUGGAACGAAGCGAGGUCCUUAUGGUGGUGGUUCCCGUUGGAUAUUCAUCACGAAGGUUGGUCCAAGGCCGAGGAAGAAAGCACGGGGUGGGGAGGUCGAGGUUCCGAAGAAGGACUCUGCGGGGCAAGAGGGGCAGAUGCCUCCGAGACAGGACCCCACUAAUGCUCAGUUGGCCCAGGCUAUUGCACAGCUGGCGCAAGUUGUCGCCCAGCAGGUUGUCGUUGCUACGGCUCAGACGACAGCCCAGGCACAAAGGGAGGCUGAAGAGAAUAAUAGAAGAGCUGAUGAAGAUGCUAGGAGAGCUCAGCGGGCCGAGAGAGAAUUGGCCCAAGACCAGAUCCGUAUGAGGACGGAUUUCAACCGACAUGCACCGCCCAAGUUUCAGGGCGAAGCUGAACCUGAGAAGGCUGUUCUUUGGGUUCAGGAUACGGAGAAGAUCUUUGAGGCUCUCCAUACACCGGAUGCCGAGAAGGUUAACCUGGCAACUUUCAUGCUGAAAGGUGAUGCUGAAUACUGGUGGCGAAGUGCGAAGCAGUUGAUGACGGCCAACCAGGAAGCCAUUAAUUGGGAGUCCUUCAAGAAGGCUUUCAUGGACAAAUACUUCCCUGAGACAGCAAGGGAAGAGAUGGAGAACAAGUUCCUCAGCUUGAGGCAAGGGGCUAUGACAGUAGGGGAGUAUGUUGCUCGUUUGGAGACCCUAUCAAAACAUUUCCGCUUUUUCCAGAAUCAGGUGGAUAAAGCCUACCUGUGCAACCGUUUUAUGCGAGGGCUGAGGAAUGAGAUUGAGAAGGCUGUGAGGCCUUUGGGAAUCAGAGUCUACCAACAGCUGGUUGAGAAGGCUCGUGAAGUUGAGGCUAUGGAGAACCGACAGAGAGGCCGUACAGAGAGUGGAGUACCAUUGCGCCCGGGACAGAACCAGCCGGGAAGAUUCAGUGGGCAGAGAUCAGUAGGGAAGUUUGAUAAGGGCAAGGCGCCAAUGAGGAAGCCUUACCAGCGCCCAGUCGCCCAAGUGCCAAAUACUGUGAGGGGAGCAGCCCCUGUUUCAAAGGAAGAUGUGACCUGCUACAAGUGCAACGAGAAAGGACACUACGCCAAUGAAUGUGGCAAAGAGAUUGCGAGCAACGAGAAAGGACACUACGCCAAUGAAUGUGGCAAAGAGAUUGUGUGUUGGAGGUGCCGGAAGCCAGGACACGUGGAGAGAAACUGCCCAAGUGCUGCUAAGACAGAACCAGUGCUGAAUACCGCUAGAGGGAGACGACCAUCUGCUCCAGGUCGUGUCUUUGCUAUUUCAGGCGAGCAGGCUGCUGUUACUGAUGACCUUAUCCAGGGUACGUGUCUUAUUGCUGGAACAUCACUGAUGGUUUUAUUUGAUUCGAGUGCUAUGCACUCAUUUAUUGCGGAGGAUUGUGAGAAGAGAUUGGGGUUACUGACUGCUGACCUACCCUUCGAUCUGGUGGUGACAACCCCUGCCGCCGAUCGAUUAGUUACACGCACGGCAUGCUUGCAAUGUCCGUUGAUUUACGAGGAUCGGAAGUUCUUUGCGAACCUCGUCUGUUUAGGGCUCAAGGAGCUGGAUGUGAUUUUGGGAAUGGAUUGGUUAGCGCAAUAUCACGUGCUCUUAGAUUGUGCUAACAAGGCUGUAGUAUUCCCAGAUCUCGGCGUUACGGAUUACUUAAAUUCGUACAACUUGGGGAAGGGUUCACCGGCGUAUGUGAACUCUAUCGUUGCCGAGGCGAAACACGAUGGUGAUGUGCGCAAUACCUUGGUGGUACAGGAGUAUGACGAUGUGUUCCCAGAAGAUGUACCCGGUUUGUGA